UUCACUUUUAUAUCUCUUUUCCAUUUCUCAUUCAGCAGCUCAUUAAAAGCACACAAACAGACAUGGGAGGCCCUAAUCUUGAAAUCUUCAAAUUCGGAUUCUAUCUCUUCACACCUAUUUAUGUGAUGCUCAAGUUUGGAGACCCAGAAUGGUACGACGACUACGUCCGACCGUAUAAGGAGGUCUUCUGGCCUCCAUAUGAGACCACCCACCAACCUCCUAAAACUCAUGCCGCCAUCAAAGAAGAACUUGCCCGUAUGAAGGCUGAGAGAAUAGCAAAGAAGACUGCUGAGCCCAGCCAGACUGAGGGUACAGAGACGGUGCAAAGCAUGCUUGCGGCUGAAGAACGGACGCAAGGAGAAGGAGCAGGAGAGACCAAGUGGAAUAAGUUUGGUGCAGCUGGACAUGGGAGAUUAGUAUGAGAUACUCCACUCCUAUUAUUCUCUUACUUCAGUUUUCACUUUUUAUCUCAGCACUGCAUCCAUCUUUUCAUCUACAUUACUUGUCACCUCUCAUUCAUGGAUUUUGUUUUUGGCUCUGUACCACAUCUUCCUAUAUG
This is a messenger RNA of Cryptococcus deneoformans JEC21, 559 nucleotides long. RefSeq lists its product as hypothetical. The transcript is spliced from 5 exons. Lineage: Eukaryota; Fungi; Basidiomycota; Tremellomycetes; Tremellales; Cryptococcaceae. Bases 63 to 422 code for a protein of 119 amino acids. Gene Ontology annotation, biological process: mitochondrial respiratory chain complex IV assembly. The record is from RefSeq and is a predicted model, not a curated record. Gene Ontology annotation, cellular component: mitochondrial inner membrane; mitochondrion.